AUGGCUAAUGUUCUCAGACCGCAGCCUCUCAUGAAGGACCAGUACAGCACAGAUAAUGUAGUCAAAGCUGAAGCCUCUUCGGGUCAGCUAAACCCCAUUAAAGCUUCAAGGACUCACAACGAGCUUCACAAGGAACUGCUACUGGCCCACAAGAGGGGUCUGGCGCUGAGCAGCAGGUCAGAACUCCAGCAAGUGCUGGAGAGGAGGAAGAGGGUACAGUGUGACCGGGAAGAGGAGGGACAGAGCAGGACUUCUCUAGAGGAUGUGCUACUCAGACGUCAGCUGAAACAACUUGAGAGGGAGAAGGAACAAGAAGAUAAGGUACGAGAGGAAUCCCAGUUGAUGGAGUUUGUUCGAGUCCGACAGAACCUAAGAAAGAUUCACUCUGCGAUCCAGAACAAGGCUGCAAACACCUGAAGUGCUACAGAAGUAUGCGCCCAAAUUGUGAAAUAAACUCAAGUCUAAUCUGAGUUAAUUUAUCAACAAGGUGAAUACUGAAAGACAAUUACUAUUUCUUUACAGUUUUUUAA
Messenger RNA from Perca flavescens (yellow perch), 530 nucleotides. RefSeq names its product actin-associated protein FAM107A. NCBI's taxonomy places the organism in Eukaryota, Metazoa, Chordata, Actinopteri, Perciformes, Percidae. Gene Ontology annotation, biological process: actin filament bundle assembly; actin filament polymerization; regulation of actin cytoskeleton organization. The record is from RefSeq and is a predicted model, not a curated record. Bases 1 to 417 code for a protein of 138 amino acids. The transcript is spliced from 4 exons. Gene Ontology annotation, cellular component: neuron projection; synapse; stress fiber.